Molecule: messenger RNA, 246 nt
Organism: Diversispora eburnea
Lineage: Eukaryota; Fungi; Glomeromycota; Glomeromycetes; Diversisporales; Diversisporaceae
Source: the annotation of a GenBank genome assembly
AUGGUUCCCUGUUUUCUCCCUCCAGUAGUGCAAAAUAAGUGUGAUGAAUAUGUUGGCACCUUUAUUGACCCACCACAGAAACUUUUACAUGAUGGGACUUGGAAAGAAUUAGACAAUGCACUUGUUGAUAUUACAGGAGGAAUCUUGGGGACCAAAAUUGGUCAAUCUCUUAAAAAAGAUUUCACAUUGCGUCAAUACACUACGAAUUAUUAUUAUAAUACAAAAAAUGAAUUACAUAGUAUUUAG